Messenger RNA from Brachypodium distachyon (stiff brome), 960 nucleotides. RefSeq names its product B-box zinc finger protein 23. The coding region runs from base 177 to 845 and encodes 222 amino acids. The transcript is spliced from 2 exons. Gene Ontology annotation, molecular function: zinc ion binding. Gene Ontology annotation, cellular component: nucleus. NCBI's taxonomy places the organism in Eukaryota, Viridiplantae, Streptophyta, Magnoliopsida, Poales, Poaceae. The record is from RefSeq and is a predicted model, not a curated record. Gene Ontology annotation, biological process: photomorphogenesis; regulation of DNA-templated transcription.
GGAUAUUUUCUUCAGAAUACGACCUCCACCUACCCGAAACAGGCAAAAGUGUGCACUAACAAAUACUAGCAGUACUACAUGGUUCCUCCUCCUUCUUCGACCUCGUUCAUAUAGCUAGCUCCCCGUAUAUCCUUCCAUUUUUCUUGUCCUUUGGCAGCUGAGCUAAGCUCGGUCGGAUGAAGAUCGGUUGCGACGCGUGCGGGCGGGCGGCGGCGGCGGUGCUGUGCUGCGCCGACGAGGCCGCGCUGUGCCGCCGAUGCGACGCGGCCGUGCACUCGGCAAACAGGCUCGCCGGGAGGCACCAACGCGUCGAGCUCCUCUCCUCCUCCUCCACCGGCGCCGGAGCCGGAGAAGGAGACGGUACACACCCCGCCUGCGACAUCUGCCAGGAGAAGACGGGGUACUUCUUCUGCGUGGAGGACCGCGCCCUGCUAUGCCGGAGCUGCGACGUCGCCGUCCACACGGCCACCGCACAAGCCUCCUCCCACCGCCGCUUCCUCAUCACCGGCGUCCGUGUCGGCGGCUCCGCCAAUGCCCAGCAGGACCGCCACAUCGUCAGCCCCAGCAGCAGCAGCGCCAACGGGAGCAGCAGCAUCAAUGUGCCGCCGGCCAGCUCCAGAACCAGAGGCCUCGCCGACAACGACCAUCUGUCGGCGCAGACGGCUGCGCGUCUGCUCGGAGUCGGAGGAGAAGACGAGGAGGAGGCUGCAGCUGCAGGCCAGCAGCAGUGGCCGUGGAGCGACAUCUUCGCCGACGACAGCGGCGUUGGCAAUGGCAUGGACGACCGGCAGUUCUAUAAUGGUCUCGUCUCUGAACCGGCUGGCUCCUCCGGCCUCACUGGAUGAUGAUCAGAGCUUCAAUUGCACCAAUUUUAGUAUGUUUGGCAUGAGUUGAUCCAGAAAAAUGUAGUUUCAUGAUUUUACUUUACUUUAUAAAGAUCGCAAUUAAUUAGUUGUCCUA